CUGCUUCAGAAGUUCCGAAGUUUGACUGCAGCAGCCUACGCAGUUGCACAGCUGAUCUCUUCACAUAUUUAGACAUUUAGUGUAGUCAACUGCAGAGGACAAAGUUUUAUAUUAUUUUCGUGUUGCAUUAUGGAGUUGUUUGUCACGUUGAUUUUAGCGGGGUUUAUCAUGGCUUUGAUGUGGCUAUUUAGCCUGAAGAGUCGUAAACACAUCUGUUUACCUCCAGGACCGUUGGCUCUGCCAAUCAUAGGAAACCUACUGCAGAUGGACAAAAAAGCUCCAUUUAAAACUAUGCUAAAGCUCAGUGAAAGCUAUGGCCCUGUGAUGACCGUAUACCUGGGCCGUCAGCGCGUCGUGGUCCUGGUGGGGUAUGAUGCUGUAAAGGAGGCCCUGGUAGACCAAGCAGACGACUUCACUGGCAGAGCACCUGUUCCUUUGUUGAUGAAAGCUACCAAGGGCUAUGGUUUGGCGAUCAGUAAUGGAGAGCGCUGGCGGCAGUUGCGACGAUUCACCCUGACAACGCUGAGAGACUUUGGGAUGGGACGCAAGGGAAUGGAAGAGUGGAUCCAUGAGGAGAGCAAACAUCUGGUCGCACGCAUAAAUAGUGCCAAGGCCACGCCCUUUGAUCCCACCUACUUCUUGAGCUGCUCCGUGUCCAACGUGAUCUGCUGCUUGGUGUUUGGUCAACGCUUCAGCUAUGACGACGACCACUUCCUGUCCCUUCUGCAAAUAAUCUCAGACACCCUGGCAUUUGGCAGCAGUCCCUGGGGUCAGUUGUACAAUAUCUUCCCUUGGUUGAUGGAAAGGCUGCCGGGUCAACAGCACAUAAGGUUUGCCAAAAUUGAGGAGCUGAAAGAGUUUAUUAUGAAAAAGAUCCAGGAACACCAGGACACACUGGAACCCAGCUCACCCAGAGAUUACGUCGACUGCUUCCUCACGAGACUCAAACAGGAAAAGCCCAAUCCCACAACUGAGUUCAACUAUGACAAUUUGGUCUCAACAGUGUUCAAUCUGUACCUGGCAGGAACUGAAACCACCAGCUCAACGCUCAGAUUUGGACUUAGCGUGCUGAUCAAAUACCCCAAAAUACAGGAGAAGAUGCAGCAGGAGAUUGACACUGUCAUUGAACAGGAGCGUUUACCUUAUAUGGAGGACAGGAAGUCCCUACCAUUUACAGAUGCAGUCCUUCAUGAAAUUCAGCGUCUUCUGGAUAUUGUCCCCAUGAGCAUCCCUCACUACGCACUCCAGGACAUCUCUUUCAGGGGUUACACAAUUCCCAAGGCUACACUCAUAAUUCCCUUGUUGCACUCUGUGCUGAAAGAGGAAAAACAGUGGGAGACUCCCUGGUCCUUCAACCCCCAGCACUUCCUGGACCAGAAUGACAACUUCAAGAAAAAUCCUGCAUUCCUGCCAUUCUCUGCAGGAAAGAGAUCUUGUGUUGGAGAGUCCCUCGCUCGCAUGGAGAUUUUCCUUUUCCUGGUGUCCCUUCUGCAGCGUUUCACCUUUUCUUGCCCUGGGGGACCUGACAGUGUAGAUCUCAGCCCUGAGCACAGCAGCUUCGCCAAUGUUCCUCGCAGGUACCAGAUCAUUGCAACGCCCCGGUGGUAAUAGUAAAAAACGUCCAUCUAAUCUAUAGGAACCUGCUCAUUAUUGCUUUAACUAGUGUUACUAGUAUUCCCAUCAUGUUUACACGUGUCUUGUUCAGGGCCUUAAUUCAGCUACAGUAUAUUACACUUACAAUCUAUUGAGUGAAACAUCCAAGAUGCAAUUUUUGUGAUUGAAUUAAUACAUCAAAUGUAAAAAUUGUUUUCAAGAAGAUUCUCCGUUAAUAAUCUCAAAACAAUUUUAGGUUCAACCAUGGGCUAAAGCUUUAUUUUAUUUUUUUUAUUUUAUUUUUUGUGUGUGGCAUUUUUAAGCCUUUAUUUGAUACAGAUAGGACAGCUUAGAUGUGAAAGGGGAGAGAGAGGGGGAAUGACAUGCAGCAAAGGGCCGCAGGUCGGAACCGAUCCCACGGCCGCUGCUGUGAGGACUGAGCCUCUGUAUAUGGACGCACGCUCUACCAGGUGAGCAACCCAGGUGCCUGGGCUAAAGCUUUUUACCAAAGAUUUUAAAAAAGCUUUCUCACUUUAAUGUCACAAUAUAAGAAUACACUGUGCAAACAAAGUUGAUCUUCUAUCUAUAUUAGUAAUAAUCACACUUAAAACAAGAACAAGCCACAGCGUCAUACUGUAAUUAUGUGCGUUUACCAUCUUAUAAAGGGUUAUGUUCAGCGACGCAUACAAUAUCCCCCCACUUGGAUGCAGUAAAGUCCACUUUGCACUCUGUCCUCCUUACUAUCACUUUUAAUUACUGACUGUGCAUCGGCGCAUUUUUCCACCAGAGGGCACUUGUACAACAGUUAACAGCCUUUCCAACAAGUAUCAAUUGCAUUUUGUUGUCACAUCUUGAGAUCUUCCUAAAAGUGUCUUUUUGUAUUGGUUUACAGAGUUGUUUUGCGUCAUUUUGUGUUUUUUGUGUGUUCAAAAAAAGAAGAAGCAUGAAUCUCAUGAUAAAAAUAUAAAAACCAAUUGGAUACGAAUGGAUGAAUAGAAUUAUGUAUAAAGUAUAUAGCUGUAUUAAAAAAAAAAUACUGAAUGUUUUGUCCAGAUUCCAUCAAUCAUCUUGUGGCUUACUAUACAUCAACCCCAGAUUAAGACCCACUGGUUUACAGCCUGUAGCACAGCGAUGUAUAGUAGGAGUUACAUUUGUUUUUUGAUGAGUGCAAGGUGAUCGGUCCGAGCUGUGUGUCAGUCUGUCAGUGUGUUGAUGCAUGUUGCAGUGUAUCGCUGUCUUGUGUCUGAGCCGCAGACUAAAUGUCCAUGUCUGAGGCUGCAAAACCUAGAGUGUCAACAGUCCUUGAUAAGACCCAGGAACUUACACAUCAAGUACUAUAUUUGGUACUGUAUCAUAAAUUCAUAUAAUCAGUAUUUUGCUUUUAUUUUUUGCUAACUAACACAUUUAUUAAUUCUAUCUUUUUAUAAUAAAAUGUACCAGGAAAUAAACAUGAUUAAAAAUGA
Messenger RNA from Sander lucioperca (pikeperch), 3056 nucleotides. Its product is annotated as cytochrome P450 2F3-like. The transcript is spliced from 9 exons. Gene Ontology annotation, biological process: xenobiotic metabolic process. Gene Ontology annotation, cellular component: cytoplasm; intracellular membrane-bounded organelle. The record is from RefSeq and is a predicted model, not a curated record. Lineage: Eukaryota; Metazoa; Chordata; Actinopteri; Perciformes; Percidae. Gene Ontology annotation, molecular function: iron ion binding; heme binding; oxidoreductase activity, acting on paired donors, with incorporation or reduction of molecular oxygen, reduced flavin or flavoprotein as one donor, and incorporation of one atom of oxygen. Bases 130 to 1608 code for a protein of 492 amino acids.